GACACAAAACACGAAUAGAGAGAGGGAGGGAGAGGGUAUUUUGGUAAUUUGGCUGAAAUGGCUGGUCAGUGCAACGGAAACGCUGCAGAUCAUUUCAAGCUCCCUGAAAUCAAGUUCACCAAGCUCUUCAUCAAUGGCGAAUUCGUCGAUUCUAUCUCAGGAAAGACUUUUGAAACAAUCGAUCCACGUAAUGGAGAGGUUGUAGCGAGAAUCGCAGCAGGAGAUAAAGAAGACGUGGAAUUGGCAAUAAAAGCCGCCAGAGAAGCUUUCGACCAUGGGAAAUGGCCUCGCAUGUCUGGUUUUGAGAGGGGAAGGAUCAUGAUAAAAUUUGCAGACUUGAUAGACCAAAAUGCAGAGGAAUUGGCUGCACUAGAUUGCAUGAAUGGUGGAAAACUAUUCACUUUCUCUAAGCAUGGAGAGAUCCCAGAAGGCGCGAACACCCUCCGUUACUAUGCCGGCGCGGCCGAUAAGAUCCAUGGCGAGACGUUGAAGAUGUCACGGGCACUACAUGGGUAUACAUUGCGCGAGCCCAUUGGAGUCGUUGGAGUCAUCAUCCCAUGGAACUUCCCCACCACAAUGUUCUUCCUUAAGGUUAGCCCAGCCUUGGCAGCUGGUUGCACCAUCAUCAUUAAGCCUGCCGAACAAACGCCAUUGUCUGCUCUCUACUAUGCGCAUCUUGCUAAGCUGGCCGGUAUCCCGGAUGGAGUGCUCAAUGUCAUUACUGGAUUCGGUCACACUGCAGGUGCUGCCAUUAGCUCUCAUAUGGACAUAGACAAAGUUAGUUUCACGGGAUCGACGGAAGUGGGCCGGCUAGUAAUGCAGGCAUCAGCAUCAAGCAAUUUGAAGCCUGUUUCGCUAGAAUUGGGCGGGAAAUCACCUCUCUUGAUCUUCAACGAUGCCGAUGUGGACACGGCGGUUGAUCUUGCCCUCUUCGCCAUUUUCUUUAACAAGGGAGAAAUUUGUGUAGCGGGGUCUCGUGUUUUUGUUCAAGAAGGGAUUUACGACGAAUUUGUGAAGAAGGCAGCAGAAAAGGCGAAGAGCUGGGUCGUCGGAGAUCCGUUCGAUCCCCAUGUUCAACAAGGGCCUCAGGUGGAUAAGAAGCAGUUCGAAAAAAUCCUCAAGUAUAUUGAAUAUGGCAAGAGUGAAGGAGCUACUCUCUUAACUGGCGGUAAACCCUGCGGCGAGAAAGGUUACUUCAUUGAGCCCACGAUUUUUACAGACGUUAAGGAGGAUAUGAAGAUAGUACAGGAUGAAAUUUUCGGACCCGUGAUGUCUCUCAUGAAAUUCAAGACUGUAGAAGAGGCGAUCGAGAAGGCCAACAAUACAAGGUAUGGGCUGGCCGCAGGGAUCGUGACCAAGGACCUAAACUUGGCCAAUACAUUGUCAAGAUCAAUCCGUGCUGGUAUGAUUUGGAUCAACUGCUACAUUGCAUUCGAUAGGGACUGCCCUUAUGGAGGGUACAAAAUGAGUGGGUUUGGUAGGGACUCUGGAUUGCAAGCCCUUGAGCAGUAUCUGCAAACUAAGGCCGUCGUCACUCCACUACACAAUUCGCCUUGGCUCUAAUUUCAUUCCCCCUCUCUCAAGUAAUAAAGAAAAAGAAAAUCAUAUGGAAGAAAAUGCGUUCGAGACAGUACCUGCAAGUUGCGACUACCUUACUCGAUUUACUUACACCAAUUUUCUCUUUUUGGAAUU
Magnolia sinica is the source of this 1692-nucleotide messenger RNA. RefSeq names its product aldehyde dehydrogenase family 2 member C4-like. Gene Ontology annotation, molecular function: aldehyde dehydrogenase (NAD+) activity. The record is from RefSeq and is a predicted model, not a curated record. Bases 58 to 1563 code for a protein of 501 amino acids. Lineage: Eukaryota; Viridiplantae; Streptophyta; Magnoliopsida; Magnoliales; Magnoliaceae. The transcript is spliced from 9 exons.